Messenger RNA from Penicillium soppii, 561 nucleotides. RefSeq lists its product as uncharacterized. The transcript is spliced from 6 exons. The record is from RefSeq and is a predicted model, not a curated record. NCBI's taxonomy places the organism in Eukaryota, Fungi, Ascomycota, Eurotiomycetes, Eurotiales, Aspergillaceae. Gene Ontology annotation, molecular function: succinate-CoA ligase (ADP-forming) activity; succinate-CoA ligase (GDP-forming) activity. Gene Ontology annotation, cellular component: mitochondrion; succinate-CoA ligase complex (ADP-forming). Bases 1 to 561 code for a protein of 186 amino acids. Gene Ontology annotation, biological process: tricarboxylic acid cycle.
AUGCAGGCCUUCCGCCGUAACACAGUCUCGGCCCUUCGCAAUGUUGGCGCCACCCAGCGUCGGACUCAGGCCACCUCUGCCUACGCCAGCACUGUGAACAACCUUAAGAUCAACAAGGACACCCGUGUUCUGUUCCAGGGUUUCACUGGAAAGCAGGGAACCUUCCACGCUGAGCAGGCCAUCGCCUACGGCACCAAUGUCGUCGGUGGUACCAACCCCAAGAAGGCCGGCUCUAUCCACCUUGACCGUCCCGUUUUCGCCAACGUCAGCGAUGCCGUGAAGGAGACCGGUGCCACUGCCUCCGCCAUCUUCGUUCCCCCCCCUCUUGCCGCUGCCGGUAUUGAGGAGGCCAUCGCCGCUGAGAUGGGUCUCGUUGUUUGCAUUACUGAGGGUAUCCCCCAGCACGACAUGGUCCGCAUCACCGACAUCCUCAAGACCCAGAACAAGACUCGCUUGGUCGGCCCUAACUGCCCUGGUAUCAUCGCUCCGGUAUGCUCCCCCCCCAAACAACGAUUGACGAUCAUUUUGAACGUGCCCGAUAUUCAUACAAACCGUCUAUAG